Choloepus didactylus (southern two-toed sloth) is the source of this 4228-nucleotide messenger RNA. It is a transcript of the gene GABBR1, whose product is annotated as gamma-aminobutyric acid type B receptor subunit 1. The transcript is spliced from 23 exons. The record is from RefSeq and is a predicted model, not a curated record. Gene Ontology annotation, biological process: gamma-aminobutyric acid signaling pathway; G protein-coupled receptor signaling pathway. Bases 62 to 2956 code for a protein of 964 amino acids. Gene Ontology annotation, cellular component: membrane; G protein-coupled receptor heterodimeric complex. Gene Ontology annotation, molecular function: G protein-coupled GABA receptor activity. NCBI's taxonomy places the organism in Eukaryota, Metazoa, Chordata, Mammalia, Pilosa, Megalonychidae.
ACCGUCUGGGCCUGGGGCCUUGAGGCCCGGGGAGAGCGGGGCGCUGGGCCGGCGCGCCGAGAUGCUGCUGCUGCUGCUGCUGCUGCUUCUGGCGCCGCUCUUCCUCCGCCCCCCGGGUGCGGGCGGGGCGCAGACCCCCAACGCCACCUCAGAAGGCUGCCAAAUCAUACACCCUCCCUGGGAAGGGGGCAUCAGGUACCGGGGCCUGACGCGGGACCAGGUGAAGGCUAUCAACUUCCUGCCCGUGGACUAUGAGAUUGAGUAUGUGUGCCGGGGGGAGCGUGAAGUGGUGGGGCCCAAGGUCCGCAAGUGCCUGGCCAACGGCUCCUGGACAGAUAUGGACACACCCAGUCGCUGUGUCCGAAUCUGCUCCAAGUCUUAUUUGACCCUGGAAAAUGGGAAGGUUUUCCUGACGGGUGGGGACCUCCCAGCUCUGGACGGAGCCCGGGUGGAUUUCCGAUGUGAUCCUGACUUCCAUCUGGUGGGCAGCUCCAGGAGCAGCUGUAGUCAGGGCCAGUGGAGCACCCCCAAGCCCCACUGCCAGGUGAAUCGAACGCCACACUCAGAACGGCGCGCUGUGUACAUCGGGGCGCUGUUUCCCAUGAGUGGGGGCUGGCCCGGGGGCCAGGCUUGCCAACCCGCGGUGGAGAUGGCGCUGGAGGACGUGAAUAGCCGCAGGGACAUCCUGCCGGACUAUGAGCUCAAGCUCAUCCACCACGACAGCAAGUGUGACCCAGGCCAAGCCACCAAGUACCUGUACGAGCUGCUCUACAAUGACCCCAUCAAGAUCAUCCUCAUGCCUGGCUGCAGCUCCGUUUCCACGCUUGUGGCUGAGGCCGCCAGGAUGUGGAACCUCAUUGUGCUGUCCUAUGGCUCAAGCUCACCAGCCCUGUCAAACCGGCAGCGUUUCCCCACGUUCUUCCGAACUCAUCCAUCAGCCACACUUCACAACCCUACUCGUGUGAAACUGUUUGAAAAGUGGGGCUGGAAGAAGAUUGCUACCAUCCAGCAGACCACUGAGGUCUUCACGUCGACUCUAGAUGAUCUUGAGGAACGAGUGAAGGAAGCUGGAAUCGAGAUUACUUUUCGCCAGAGUUUCUUCUCAGAUCCAGCUGUGCCAGUCAAAAACCUUAAGCGCCAAGACGCCCGAAUCAUCGUGGGACUUUUCUAUGAGACUGAAGCCCGGAAAGUGUUUUGUGAGGUGUACAAGGAGCGUCUCUUUGGGAAGAAGUACGUCUGGUUCCUCAUUGGCUGGUACGCUGAUAACUGGUUCAAGACCUAUGACCCGUCCAUCAACUGCACGGUGGACGAGAUGACCGAGGCAGUCGAGGGCCACAUCACCACUGAGAUUGUCAUGCUGAACCCUGCAAAUACCCGCAGCAUUUCCAACAUGACAUCCCAGGAGUUUGUAGAGAAACUGACUAAACGACUUAAAAGACACCCCGAGGAGACAGGAGGCUUCCAGGAGGCGCCGCUGGCAUACGAUGCCAUCUGGGCCUUGGCGUUGGCCCUGAACAAGACAUCUGGAGGUGGCAGCCGCUCUGGUGUGCGCUUGGAGGACUUUAACUACAACAACCAGACCAUUACUGACCAAAUCUACCGGGCAAUGAACUCCUCCUCCUUCGAGGGAGUCUCUGGCCAUGUGGUGUUUGAUGCCAGCGGCUCUCGGAUGGCGUGGACGCUUAUUGAGCAGCUACAGGGUGGCAGCUACAAGAAGAUCGGCUAUUAUGACAGCACCAAGGAUGAUCUGUCCUGGUCUAAAACUGAUAAGUGGAUUGGAGGCUCCCCUCCAGCUGACCAGACCCUGGUCAUCAAGACAUUCCGCUUCCUGUCACAGAAACUCUUUAUCUCCGUCUCAGUUCUCUCCAGCCUGGGCAUUGUCCUAGCUGUUGUCUGUCUGUCCUUUAACAUCUACAACGCCCAUGUCCGUUAUAUCCAGAACUCACAGCCCAACCUGAACAAUCUGACUGCCGUGGGUUGCUCGCUGGCAUUAGCUGCUGUCUUCCCCCUGGGGCUGGAUGGUUACCAUAUUGGGAGGAACCAGUUCCCCUUUGUCUGCCAGGCCCGCCUCUGGCUCCUGGGCCUGGGCUUCAGCCUGGGCUAUGGCUCCAUGUUCACCAAGAUCUGGUGGGUCCACACUGUCUUCACAAAGAAGGAGGAAAAGAAGGAGUGGAGGAAGACCCUGGAGCCCUGGAAGCUGUACACCACCGUGGGCCUGCUGGUGGGCAUGGACGUCCUCACUCUGGCCAUCUGGCAGAUUGUGGACCCCCUGCACCGAAUCAUCGAGACUUUUGCCAAGGAGGAACCAAAGGAAGAUAUUGAUGUCUCUAUUCUGCCUCAGCUGGAGCAUUGCAGCUCCAGGAAGAUGAAUACUUGGCUGGGCAUUUUCUAUGGUUACAAGGGGCUACUGCUACUGCUGGGAAUCUUUCUUGCUUAUGAGACUAAGAGUGUGUCCACUGAGAAGAUUAACGACCACCGGGCCGUGGGCAUGGCCAUCUACAACGUGGCGGUCCUCUGUCUUAUCACUGCCCCCGUCACCAUGAUUCUGUCCAGCCAGCAGGACGCAGCCUUUGCCUUUGCCUCGCUUGCCAUCGUUUUCUCCUCCUACAUUACUCUGGUUGUGCUCUUUGUGCCCAAGAUGCGCAGGUUGAUCACCCGGGGGGAAUGGCAGUCCGAGGCACAGGACACCAUGAAGACGGGGUCAUCGACCAACAACAACGAGGAGGAGAAGUCCCGGCUGUUGGAGAAGGAGAAUCGCGAGCUGGAAAAGAUCAUUGCAGAGAAAGAGGAGCGCGUCUCUGAACUGCGUCAUCAGCUCCAGUCUCGGCAGCAGCUCCGCUCCCGACGCCACCCCCCUACCCCCCCAGACCCCUCUGGGGGCCUCCCCAGGGGGCCCCCUGAGCCCCCCGACCGGCUUAGCUGUGAUGGGAGUCGAGUCCAUUUGCUUUACAAGUGAAGGGGGAUUGUAAGGAGGAUAGGCCAGUGGGGGGAGGGGAAGGGGAAGGGAGAGGGGAAGGGUGGGGGACUUGGGAGGAAGCAGGGGAUCCCUGUCCCCACUGGGGAACAACAUGCUCUCCAAUCCCACUGCUUGUACAUACAGGUCCUUCUGUGAGUCCCAGGGUUAUCUAGGUCUCCAGUACUCUGAAUCAGACCUUGUCCCUUUUCUUCAUUCACAUAAUUGUAUAUCAUUUUUUCAUAAUUUACUUUGUGCCUUGCUUGAAGCUACUCAUUCACUGACUCCUUGGCAGCCUCAUUACAUCCCUCUCAGAAAACAUUUCUUCUGUCUAGUUGUCACGGCAACCCUCAGAAGCUCCCGUCGCCUUUGUGCUCUGCUGCCAUCCAGCAGGGAUCUCCCCACGAGUGCUCUUUCUACCCCUUCCCUCUCCCCAUAACCUCCUUCCAUCCUCUUCGCCCCUCCACACAUUUCCCAAGUCUUGUUUCCCUGGACUUCUGCUUCUUCUGGGGACUCAUUCUUCUCACCAGGGCUCCCAUGUUCCUUGCCUCAGCUGUGUGCUCACAGGCAUCCAUACAGCCUCGCCUCUCCUGCUUGCUCCCGUUGGACACUUCAUGUGCACAUUUGCUUUUUACAUGUGCAUCCUUCAGCCUUCCCAGAGUCACAUGUGCUCCUUGAGUACGCUCUGCUAUCUGCUUCUCUUGUGCCCUGUGAGUGUUUGGGUAGGUGUGUGCAGUUUGUCCAGCAUGCUCAGUCAUAUCUCCUCUACUUGCACAAUCCAUGCUUAUCCAUGUAUUUUCCCCGAGUGCCCUCGCAGUACCUUUGCACCUUAAAAUCACUGCAUCCUUCCAUCCUUCCAGCAGAGCCAUUUGCACCUUCCCUGCACAUUGUUAUGCACUUUCCUCCAAUUCACAUGUAAUGGGGACAUCCUCACCCCUCUCCUUGUCACACUUGGUCUCCACUCCCACGUUCCCCUUCUCUCCUUGGCACUCAUAUACCACUCUCGGUCCACUCACAACCAUCCUCUCCCACUGUCACUCCCUUUGUUUUUUUUUUGGUGGGGGGCAGAAUUGAGAAGGGAGGCAUGGGGCGCAGGCUUGGAGAGCUGCUUCCCGUGGGUAGUUGGUGAGAAUUCUGACCAGAGGAAGGCACCCCUGCCUGCUUGGAUGGACAGAUGGACCGAUGGGACAGGAGGUAGCGUCCCUUUCACACUGUGGUGUCUCUUGGGGAAGGAUCUCCCCGAAUCCUCAAUAAACCAGUGAACAGUGUGAGUCA